CGCAGCACCAUCAACCGGAGCUGGAGCUGGAGCUGGAGCUGGAGCUGGAGCUGGAGCUGGAACUGACGUUGUGCGCCCGUCGCCAUCGGCCAUGCCCGUUGGCUCGUCCGAGCAGUACAACCGGCUGCUGGAGAACAACCGCCGAUGGGUGAGCGAGAUCACCGAGCUGCAGCCCGACUUUUUCGAAGUGCUGGCGCGGGGACAGAAGCCGCCGUACCUGCUGAUCGGGUGCAGCGACUCGCGCGUGCCGCCAGACAUGCUGACGCAGACGAUGCCCGGCGAGAUCUUCAUCACCCGCAACGUCGCCAACCUCGUCGUCAACACGGACAUGAACAUCAUGACGGUUCUCCAGUACGCCGUCGAAGUGCUCAAGGUGCAGCACAUUAUCGUGAUGGGACACACCGAGUGCGGAGGCGUGCGCGCAUCAAUGUCGAACGACUCGCACGGUCUGAUUGACAAGUGGCUGCGCAACAUCAAGGACGUCAGCCGCUUGCACCACAAGGAGCUGAGCGCCAUUGCAGAUCCGAACAAGCGCUUUGCAAAGCUCGUCGAACUGAACGUCGUGGAGCAAGUGUACAACCUCUACAAGACCUCUGUCGUUCAGCAUGCUUGGGCAACGGGUCAUCAUGUUCAGGUGCAUGGCUGGGUUUGCGACAUUCGCACCGGCCUGAUCCACGACCUGCACGUUGAAAACCGCCCCGAAUGGAACGAGAUUAGCAAGCUUUACGAGUUUAACUUCCCAGCACACCCCAACGCCACUGAGCAGGAGAGGUUGCAUCCCGUGGAAAGCAUGCGCAACGAAAUGAGUGCUCGGUCAGGUGAACAUCAUCAUGAGCACUAAGAUGUCUGCUGUACAGCUCGCCUUGACGGCGCGCGUCUUUUGUUGUUUUUUGUUGUUGUUGUCGUUGUUGUUGUUGUUGUAGUUGUAGUUGUUGUUUUUGUUGUUGUUGUUGUUGUUGUUUGACGGAAGAAAAAAAUUGGUUGGUCAUAGUGCAGUGUGUUGGUGUGCUGGUUGCUGCAUGACUAUCUGUGCAGCUGUUUGGAGAGAAUCAAAGGAUUGUUUCAAUCAACAAGGGUGUUU
This is a messenger RNA of Capsaspora owczarzaki ATCC 30864, 1081 nucleotides long. Its product is annotated as carbonate dehydratase. Bases 92 to 841 code for a protein of 249 amino acids. Gene Ontology annotation, molecular function: carbonate dehydratase activity; zinc ion binding. The record is from RefSeq and is a predicted model, not a curated record. Gene Ontology annotation, biological process: carbon utilization. NCBI's taxonomy places the organism in Eukaryota, Filasterea, Ministeriida, Capsasporidae. The transcript has 4 exons.